Molecule: messenger RNA, 2247 nt
Organism: Ylistrum balloti
Lineage: Eukaryota; Metazoa; Mollusca; Bivalvia; Pectinida; Pectinidae
Exons: 2
Coding region: 1-2247 (748 amino acids)
Source: RefSeq, a predicted model, not a curated record
AUGAAGCCAAGUGCUUCCGCUAGGAUCCCUGCAUGUCUAGCAAUAACAAAUAUGGCCGGCGGACAGGAGGAAUUGGAGGAGGAUGCAGAAAUUGGGGAGGAGACGGCAGAGGGAACAAAUGAUUCAGAAGAACAGUUUUUAAAAACAAUGGCGUUAAUGAUAUUGAAGUUGCAGGAAAUCAAUCAUUUGCCGAUUUCAACCGUAGAUUCUAUUGUACAAGAAAUUGACUCUUUGUAUGAGCAGGCAUUUGAUCAAACAGAAGCAAAAGUUAUUAACGUGUUAAGACAGCAGGGUAUUACAGGAGAUAUAGUUAGUUCUGUCAAGGAUGUCUUUGGUAAAAAUCAUCUGAAGAAGUGUACAGAACUUCUGAAAACCAAUGCCAGACGCAACUCAUACUGGGAAAGUAGCUUAACAGUUGUUAAACCAAUAUCAGUUAUGCUAGGAAGAAAUUCUAGGCAUGUCAAAAGAGUGUACCAAUACAUUCCCAUAUUAGAUAGCAUAAGAUCCAUGCUCAGUCAGGAAGAUGCAUUAGUAGAAGUAAUGAAUUCUCACAAAAGUAAUGGACAGGAGUUGGUUGACUUUUGCGAUGGAAAAUAUUUUCGAGAAAAUCCAUUGUUUUCAAAGCAUGAAAAUGCAUUACAAGUCAUUUUGUACUUUGAUGAAUUUGAAGUAGUCAAUCCAUUGGGAUCCCGCAAAGGCAUUCAUAAGAUUGCUGCAUUUUAUUUUACCCUAGGAAACUUCAGCCCUGAAAAAAGAUCAGAAUUGAAUCCAAUUCAACUUUGUGUAUUAUGUACAAAUAAAGACUUGAGAGAAUUCGGAUUUGAAUCAGUUUUGCAGCCACUAAUUAAUGAUUUGAAGCAAUUAGAAACUGUUGGAACAGCUAUUCCUGGUUUGGAAAGUAAUCUGCUUGGUAGUUUAGCAUAUAUAAGUGCGGACAAUUUGGGAAGUCACCAAAUUGGAGGUUUUGUAGAAUGUUUCAACUACAGUGUGAAAAACAUGUGUCGCUUUUGUUUAGCAAACACAGAGGACACUCAGACAGAUUAUGAUAGUACACAUUUUGAAAGUAGGAAUGUUGAAAAUUACAAUCAUCAUGUCCAUCAAAUGGAUGUAAACUCUGGUAGUAAGUGUACUUCUGUAUGUGGUGUCAAAAGAGACUCGCCUUUCAAUAGCUUGCAAUAUUUCCAUGUCACCCGUGGGCUUCCACCUGACUGCAUGCACGACAUCCUGGAAGGUUGUGCAAGGUAUGAAGUCCCUUUGGUGUUGCAGUCCUUGGAAAAAGAUUGUAUAGUUAAAAGUACAGAUAUUUUGAGCAGUUUACAGACAUGGAAAUAUGGUAUGCAUGAUUCAACAACUAAACCGACGACUCCAACUUGUAUUUCGUCCUUCACACAGAGUGCCUCACAAAUGUGGACCCUACUACGUUUGAUGCCAUUAAUCAUUGGCAAGUUUAUACCAGAGGAAAGCAAGGUUUGGGAAGUACUUCUGUUGCUCAAAGAUAUAACAGAAUUAACGUUUUCUCCAAAAAUGUCUCCUGCUAUGUGUGCAUAUCUGAAGGCUUUGAUCAUUGAUCAUCAUAAACUUUUUAAGGAAGUGUUCCCAAAUGAAAAUCUUAGAUCAAAGCAUCAUUUUCUUAUUCACUAUCCUGAGAUGAUAAUGAACUUCGGACCUGUAAGAACUUGCUGGUGCAUGCGUUUUGAGGCUAAGCAUAGCUAUUUCAAACAGUUAGCUUUAAGAGUUGGAAAUUUCAAAAACAUUAAUGCCACAUUGGCACAAAGGCAUCAAAACUUGCAGGCAUACAUCACAUCGAGUGGUAAUGAUAUUUUCAAAACCCAUUCUGAGGUUCUAAAGAGCUCAAAUGUAGCACUUGCAUCACUUGAUCCUAAUGUAGGUCAAGCUUUGAUGAACAAAGGUGUGUCAAAGAAUGAGCAAUAUCUUUCAAAACUUGACAGAGUGAAUUACAAAGGUCAUGCAUACAAACCAGGAUGUUUUGUUGUCCAUCAUUAUGAGAGUGAUGACAUUGUUUUGUCAAAGAUUAUUGCUAUGUUUUCGCACAAUUAUCAGACAUUACUGGUUGUGCAAAUUUGUGACUCUGUUUAUGAACCUCACUUCCGUGCAUACAAAAUCCUGAAAGUGGUUAAAGUUGAAGCUGUAAGAUUUGAUGAGAUUUUAGAUGUCUGUCCACUUGAUCCAUACAGACUAAACCAAUUUGUGUAUGUUGUACUAAAGCAUUCAGUGCUUUUCAGAUAG